Molecule: messenger RNA, 426 nt
Organism: Sclerotinia sclerotiorum 1980 UF-70
Lineage: Eukaryota; Fungi; Ascomycota; Leotiomycetes; Helotiales; Sclerotiniaceae
Exons: 1
Coding region: 1-426 (141 amino acids)
Source: RefSeq, a predicted model, not a curated record
AUGCUAUUCGUACCUAAUCCGAAUCCGAAGUCCAGCUCGAAUCCAAAUCCCACUCCCAAUACCAUACCAAUUCCACAUUCAACCCAAGAACAAACUCAACAAACUCAUCAAACAAAGAAGCAAAGAAGCAAAGAAGCAAAGAAGCAAAGAAGCAAAGAAGCAAAGAAGCAAAGAAGCAAAGAAGCAAAGAAGCAAAGAAGCAAAGAAGCAAAGAAGCAAAGAAGCAAAGAAGCAAAGAAGCAAAGAAGCAAAGAAGCAAAGAAGCAAAGAAGCAAAGAAGCAAAGAAGCAAAGAAGCAAAGAAGCAAAGAAGCAAAGAAGCAAAGAAGCAAAGAAGCAAAGAAGCAAAGAAGCAAAGAAGCAAAGAAGCAAAGAAGCAAAGAAACAAAGAAACAAAGAAACCAACACAUUAAAGAUCAUAAGAUAA